Trachemys scripta elegans is the source of this 8242-nucleotide messenger RNA. RefSeq names its product t-complex 11 like 1 (gene TCP11L1). Bases 2015 to 3550 code for a protein of 511 amino acids. NCBI's taxonomy places the organism in Eukaryota, Metazoa, Chordata, Testudines, Emydidae. The record is from RefSeq and is a predicted model, not a curated record. Gene Ontology annotation, biological process: signal transduction. The transcript has 10 exons.
UUCCCUGGCUUGUUUACUAAGGAGGACAGCAAUAGUGCUCACUACUACUAUGUUGUGAAGUUGUAAAUGGGGUUCUCACUAGGUGGAUAGGGCCUGAUGUAAAGGCCAUGGAAAUCAAUAGACUCCCCUUGAAAUCAGUGGGUUUUGGACGAGAGACUUAUUAAAGGGUGAGGAGUAUCUGUCGAGAUGCUCAGCGAGGGCGGUGACUUGAUUUGUGAUUUUGAUACUGAUGUCGCAAUGAGCUACGCAUGAACAAAUCCCAGAGCUCAUUCCAACAUUGGGACCUAAACAUCUCUGCGGUUGAGUAUCCCCACCUGUAAAGCUGGGAAUAAUAUCUCACAGGGGCCUUGCAACAUUUAUUAACAUUAAUAUUUGCAGGACAGUUUGAGAUCCUUGGAUGAAAUGAGCCAUGUCCAUGAAAAUUAUUAUUUUUAAGUUUAAAAAAAAUCUUUUAAAUUAAAAGUCCAAUGAAACAGACUCCUUUCAUUUAAUUGAAUGGACGCCAAGCUCUUUACAAAAGAUGCAGCUAGCUGAUUCAGAAGAGGCAUUGUUAAGCUUAUUUGACCAGUGCAAACGGGAGUUGUUCUAGAUACAUUCUAAUAGACAAUAGUAACAAUCUAGUGAAAAUAGACCAUUGCAAAUUAGACACUAACCUAACAAGUACUGCCUCAAAUGCAUAAAAGGUCUUUGAUCAGGUGGCAUCUGAUUUCAAAGAGACACUGCACAGAUGAAAUGUGGAGAAUAAUUUUUAUUUUAUAUGUGAAAUUGUGUAGCCUGGAGAAUAUAGCUGUUAGUCUUUUUUAUUUUGUGGAGACCGACUAAUUAGAGUGCAGCCUGUAGCAUAAGAAGGAUGUUCUAGUAGGUUGGGAGAUAGCCCAUGUCUGCCAAAUUCUAGUCUGUUUUCCUGGCUCUGCCAGUGAUGUGCUGUAUAAACUUGAGUAAACCACUUAAUCCACUCCACGCCUCAAUUUCUCCAUCUGUAACAUAAGGAUAAUACUUCCCUACUUCUCAGGAUUGUUGUGAGAUUUAAAUCCAUUAAUGAUUGUGACGCACUCAGAUGUGGUGGUGGUGUAUAAGGAGAGAGAGAGAGAGAGAUUUUAAUACAGCCAUGCUUGCACUUCAGAUUCAGAAUUUCUGGAAGCCAUUUUUCAAAGGAAGCAGCAGUUUGGGACUGUAGUGGAAACCACAUUAUGUGGAUGGAUAGAUAUUAACAAUCCAAUCUGUUUUAUAUAUUUGGGGAAGUUUUGUGUUGGCACUAUUUUCCGAGAAAAAGUGAAUAGAAAUUGUUUUCAAUUUUUUCCCUUCCAUUUGUUUAACAAGACCUGCCUUAUCCAUCUUAGGUUUUUCUACAGCAUCCAGCACUGUACUCAUCUUCUAGAUGCCUUUUUGUCAUCCGAUCUCCUCUUAAUUGCUGCAUUGUUCACUGUAGCUGUGACCCUUCAUUCUCCAGGCCUGAGAUCCUUUGCUCUACCCUUUCUGCUCAUUGAACAUCCUGGUGUCUCCAUCCUUACCUUUCUCAUGUGCUGGGGACGGGGUGGCUCUGGAACUUGGUUGGGGCUGCUGCUGUACUGUCGGAAAGAGCUCAGGUUAUCCCUUGCAUGCCAUGGGACAAGGAGGUUGGCUGGCUGAUCCAUGUGGGCUACAGAACCAUGUUCCAUGGAUAGAGCCUAUUUCUUGUCUCAGUUGAGUACCUCCCACAAUCGGGCCCUUUAGGCACUACUACUGUAAUACAAAAUAAUUCAUGAUUAGUUUUCCUGUUAUCUCCUCUAAGAUGAGGGAGGUAGGAUGCACCAGUUUCAGUCUUUUAAUUAUUGUAUUAAAAACUCAGAGCAGCUUCUUGUAUUUCCUCUGUAUUACUUUCUGCUACAUUCUCAUCCAUAUAGGCCUGUGCUCCAGUUUACCUUUAAUAGCCUUGAUGUGCUCCUGGGACGGUUUCUCUUGCUGACUGCCUGAUUUUCUCAUCUUUUGCAGCCUGUGGUCCACGGAUAUUAUUAAGUGAAAAAAAACAUUGAAAAUGUCUCAGGAUCCUGAUAUUCCACAUACAAGUGAAGAAAAAUCAAGUGAUUCAGAGGAUAUCCAAGAGGACAGCUUGAACAACCCAGAUCAAUCUAUGAGAGAAAGGAUACGACAAAGUAGCUCAAGUCCACACAGAUGCAACAGAGCUCAAUCUAGUCCCCCUCGGCUUGUGUCGAUGAAAGAGCUGAUGGAAACAGCAAAAGGAGUUUCCAAUAUGGCGUUAGCACAUGAAAUUGUAGUCAAUGGAGGCUUCCAGAUUAAACCAGCUGAAUUACCAGAAGGCAGCCUGGAGAAAACUGUAAAAGAGAUUGUACAUAAAGCUUUUUGGGACUGUCUGGAAGCCCAGUUAAGCGAAGAUCCACCAACAUAUGAUCAGUCAAUUAAACUUGUGGGGGAGAUUAAAGAGACUCUUCUAUCUUUCUUAUUGCCUGGUCAUACUAGAUUAAGAAAUCAGAUUACUGAAGUUCUGGAUCUGGAUCUGAUAAAGCAGGAGGCAGUGAACGGGGCCCUGGAUAUUUCUAAGCUGGCAGAAUUCAUCAUCGGAAUGAUGGGGACCCUUUGUGCUCCAGUUAGAGAUGAGGAAAUUAAGAAACUGAAAGACAUUCAUGAAAUAGUCCCACUAUUCAGAGCAAUUUUCUCUGUAUUAGACUUAAUGAAAAUGGACAUGGCUAACUUUGCUGUCAGUAGCAUUAGGCCGCAUUUAAUGCAACAAUCUGUUGAAUACGAAAGAGAGAAGUUUCAGAAGAUUUUUGAGAAACAGCCAAAUUCUCUAGACUUUGUCACCGACUGGCUGCAAGAAGCAUCAGAUGAUCUUGCCAAUUUGAAGUAUAAAAAUCCACCUUCCCCUGGUGUUGGUGCUGCUGCUAGUGGAGUUCCUGUAUUGUGUCCUGCUGCUGUGCAGAAUUGGGCAUAUCUAAAGCUGCUUAAGUGGGAUCAUGUGCACAGGCCUUUCCCAGAAACAUUGUUAAUGGACCACACCCGCUUUCAGGAAAUGCAGCUGGAGCUUGAACAGCUCACCUUGACUGGUGCUAUCCUCCUGGUCAUGUUCAAUGUAGUAGGUGCAGCGCUUUCCAAUCUGCCAGGGUUUGCUGACAAAAUCAAAACCAUUAUAAAGGUGUUGUUGACAGGAAUGCACCUUCCAUCCUUUAACCUGAGUGAAUCUUUGGCUACUGUUGGUGAGAAGGUCUGUGCUGAAGUUAAUAGCUGUCUUUCCCAACAUGGAUUCACGCCAUUCACAACUGAGAAAGAGAUUGCGCUUAAAGGACAGAUCCAGGCAUUGGGAAACUCUGACAACACCAUAUGCAAGUUGAUAGAUUCUCGAAUCCAGACAUUUUUGGAGAGCUAUCUGACUUCUGGUCAUCAGAAAUCGUUUCCUGCUAUUCCUGGGGGAUUAGGCCCUAUUCAAAGAGAGAUGGAAGAAAUUGCUGUCAAGUAUGUUCGCCUUGUCAACUAUAACAAGAUGGUGUUCAGCCCGUACUAUGAUGUGAUCCUCAGCAAACUACUGAAUAAGGAAGAAUCCCAAUUGUUAGGGUAGUCAGAAGAAUCAUCAUACCAGUUUGUAUGCUAUCUAGAUAGUGUUAAUUUUGUCUGCUAAAAAAAAUUGCAAUUAACUUGGCUUUGGAAAAUGGCAUUCCAUUAAAACAUAGUUUUAUUACUGUAACUCAAUAGCACUGAUUCUGAAGGGGAAAAUUAUGUACAAGUUAGGAUAGGCCCUUUGAAUUAAAUGGUAAAUAGAUGCAAUUUUAGCAUAACAAAUUAUGUUUGUUAAUUUUAUGGCUGUAGUUUUUGCUACUGAGCAGAUGUUAGAUAAGACUAAACAAUUGUACAACCAGACUGCAUUUUUAAAUUGCGGAUUUUGUGGGAGGCUUUUUGUAGCAUUCUAACUCUCCAAUUUACCAUGAAGUUAGUGUAUGUGUUCAUCUAGCGAAGAUUAGCAAAGGUCUCUUCCAUACUGAGUGAUUUGGCCUUCUGAAAUCCUAUUUUAACAACUGAAGAAAUAAUUUAAAAUUUGAGAUGUAAGAAACUUUGAAUAAUGGUGGUUAAGAGCAGGCCCAAACAUAGCACUUUAUUGUAAUAAUAUAAGGCUCCUAGUCUUUCUGCUAAUCACAUUUUUCUAUAGCAAUUUUUGCUCUCUGUCUGCAAAUAAGUUACCAAAAACAUGAUAUAAUUAUAUUUUGUAGUGAACUUUCUGGUUAUCAAAUAACUGUCUUCUACUAUGUACAGUGUUACAAGGGUGAUCGUCUAUAAGAUUGCAGCUGUAUUUAUCUCUUUGUAAAACUUUCAGGUGGGCCAAGAGAAAAAUGUUUUGAUAAGAGUGGUAUUUCUUGCCUUUCUUUUGCUGGUAGUUGACUCCUUUUUAUGUGAAAUACUAAUUUAAAAAAGUAAACAUUUUAACAUUUUCAGAAGAUGGAUAAAGUCUUAUGCAUUGAAUUUCAGGCUUGAGGAAAUUUCCUUUUUUUUUUUUUUCUUAAAACUGUGUGACUUAUCAGACAAUUGUAUAUGCUCAUAGUUUCAGAAAUAUCACUGAAAUUGAAACAUACCAAUAAUUUAUUAAUAUUUUAAACAGUGACUUUAAAAGGUAUAGUAGGAAAUGAACUAUUUAAAGUUCAUUUGAAGUCAUGGGAAAAUAUUAUUUAGUGUUUUAGAUGCUUUUUCACUUUUUACAGAUGUUAUUGAACUCAAAGUAUUUUAGAUUCUUGAGAAGAUAACUAGCAAGAUGUUCUCUAAAUGCACUCUGAAGGAUUUCUGAUCUUAAUAAUUCAUAAAAUAUGGAAAUUUAAACUUUUCUUGGAAGUAAAUAUAAGGUUUAGGACAGUUAAAAGCAAAAUUGAAACUUUCUUCAGCUGAUAGAGCCUAUCAGGUUUUGAGUAAGAAAUGGUUGCCAAAGUUCUUAGCAUCUCAGGUAAUAUAAGGUGAAGUGAGCUCAUGUUAAUAAAUGAUAGGUUGGUACCUCGUCCUAAGAGUUCUGGGGCGGGGGGACGCUAUGACAAAAAUAGAAUAUUUAUUGUAUUCUAAAAUGAAGAAUUUAAGAGGGCCUCUUUUUUGACACUAUUGAUUAAUAAAAUAAUAGAGUAGUUGACUAGUCAGUCACAUUCAACAGAACAGUGGUAAGAAGGGAGGUACCCUGGAGUACUUAUUCUAAUACUUACACUUCCCUUUGCAUUUUGAAAUUUCAUUAGUUCCUAGGGCUAGAACUGAGAUCGGAUGUACGGCUCUAACAGUUUUCUGCUCUAUGGGGAAGAUGGAAUAAAAUAACAAUAGCUUUACUUGCUUGAUGUAUCACCACAUUAGCGAAUUAAAUUAAUCUCAAACUUCGGUUGCACAAUGUGAAACAAAGCUUACCUCAUUUUUAUGAUUACAAAACUAACGACAAUAUUAGGAAACCAUUUUCUUUGUUGGAUGGUUCUUUUGGCUGAACUCCUGAAAAUAUAUAUUUGAACAUUCUUUAGUAAAUUGAAAUAAGUAGCUUAAGCUCAAAAGUUUAUCUAGCACUAUUUUUUUGGUACUGUCCAUGUUCUAUUCUACUCUUGGUCUCACUGGUACACCUCAAUCCCUUUGUUCUCUGCCUGUGGCACAUAAUAGUCUAGUCUUCUAUGGGUUGUAAUACUUUGGCCUAAUUUCAGUUGUUGGGUUUAGUGUGCAGGUGCUGGGUGGUACUGGUGGCCUGCGAUACACAAGAAUUCAGACUAGAUGACGCUGACCUUUAAACGCUAUACUUUUCCUAGAUAGACGUUACUGAGGGCUAUUAGAGAGAUACAUUUCUUGCUCUUGUCCUCAAGCAUUGGUGGUACAUUUCUCCAUACCUUUGUGUAGCGUCAGUGUGAUCUUAACUCUCUUGUGUAUUCGCAGUGGAUGCUUCAAACCUAUUCCAACAGAUAGUGCUCUUGAAUUGCAAUGGCCCAAAUGCUGCUGCAGCUCCAAAGCUAUGUUUUGGUUUUCACCUCAACAAUUCCUGAGAGAGAUGAAGGUUAGAAAACAAACUACUCUGCUUGUGAUAUUCUUGUUUAUGAGAUCUAAGUGUACCGGUUCUAAAUUGCUGGGGAAAAGGACAUAAUGCGCAAAGUGAUCAGUACAUCCUUCUAGUACCACUACAUCCAUUUUUGUUAUGAUGCGAGGGCAGUGGUAUGGGAUAGGGAGGAGGGACAUAGAGACACAGCUGAACUGUUUGUUUUGUUUUUUUAAUGGAAUUUAUCAUUUUCACACUCCUCUGUACAUUCUGGUUCUCAGGCCAUUGGCACAGUUCCUAGUGUAAUUUCUAGCCCAGUUUUGUAGAUUCAAGUUGUUAAGUGAAAGCUCCCAAACUUCUGACUACUGUACCCUGAAACCUUUUGAGUGAUUAUUUCAAGGUAGAAACAAGACCAAGACUGAUGCCAAAAUGAGAAGUAGGAGUCAUGAGCUGAUAGCCUUAAUCCUCAAUUUCACAUCCUAACAUUUUCAAACCUGGGUCGUGUGCUCAGCCCUCCUGAAAAUAAAACUACUUAAAUCAGAUGGAGUUAACCACCCAGGUCUGAAAAUCUUUGGAGUAGGUGUCUAAGUGAGGAAUAAGCACACCAGUAGCAGAUGAGUGGUGACUGACACAACUCGCUCUCAGCCCAAUAUGGCUUUUGUGGGUGACUUUUCUUAUUUAUGUUGUGCUAUAGAAGUGUUUGGGAAAUCCUGCACAGAGUUCCAGGCUUAGACUUUAGUACCUCCAGUGGUUCCCCUACCAGCUUUGUUUAAAAAUACACUGAAUCUGUUUUGGUUUUCUUACUACAUUUAUCACUGAUCGCUUACAAACCAACCUACAAGCUUAAUGCUAAACUGAGCAUACUGAAACAGCAGAGACUGCAUAUGCUUAGCAUCCAUUGAGUAAAUGCUGUGAUAAGUACAGUGUCAGGAUGGGUGAUUCACUGUAUGGAUAAGCAAUGGUCAAAUACUGAAUUGUCAGAUAAAUGUAUACUUGCUUAAUGUAGGAGAUCAUUAGACAAAGCUGCAAAGUCCAGAUGUCCAUGAGUGCCAGCUCCUGCUUACUGUUCGCAACACACACCUGUGCAUGUUGCUCAUGUGGUCAGUACAGCAAGUCCUGUCUUUCUUAAUAUUGUGUUUUGUUCCUAAAGCUUUAUUAACUUUACAUUUUUAAAAAAAUCUGGGUAGCAGGCACAUUGGUCAAGUAUGGGGUGCUGUACUAACUGAGAACCAACGACUCCAUGUUUGGACUUUGUCAGUCUUGCAGAUAGUGUAAGUUGCUGCUGUGUUGUAAUGUUUAUUUUGGGCAUUUGUUACCUAUUACUAAAUUGUAAGUGUGUUUUUUUUAAGUUACUAUAUGUCACAUUUCAGUUACUUUCCCCAGGUGUUCUAAUUGUUGGGUGACAAGCAAAACUGAUAAAUAUUCUUCUCAUAAAGUCCCUUUAAAAAAUAAAUUCAGAUAAGUAUGGCAACGUAAGCUCUCAGGCCAGCAACUGGAACCUGAUUCAACUUCUGUGUGUUGCUUCACGCAGCCACAUUUGCUCCUUAGUCUAGAGUUCUGUGCCAAACAGAUGAGGGCCUCCCUCUGUAAAUAUCCCCCUCUACCUUGUUUCCCAUCAAAUGAAAGUAUGGUCCUGGAGGUUACUAAGCAAUUCCUAUUGCAAAUCCAAUUUACACAAUGUGAAGAAUAUACUUUACUGGCUGAAUAUGUCCACCUCUUCAAAUCUCACUAGCACCACUAAACUACAGCUCUCCACAUGAGUGGUCGGAAUUUGUUUGUCUUAUGUAGUAAGAGCCUGUAUAAUCUGGAGAAAAAAUAAUGCUCUAAUUAUUAAAGUGCAAUGUUGAAUAUUAAGGUGCAAGUUUAAAUGCAAUCUAAGAGAUGUACAAUUACACAGAAGCUGCUUCUAGAAGUACCAUUAACUUAUUUGAAAAUGACUGCAGUGGUUUUAAAAAAAAAAAUCUUAAUAUAUUUAAUAGCUUGUUUUUGCCUGUAAACUAAAGACAGUAAUGAUGGAUAAAAUUAAUGCAGGACUAACAGUACUUCUGGAAAUUUCAAUAUACAAAGUGUGCAUCUGAUAACUUAUCUUGCUGUGUUGUCAGUUCUUUUCAUUUUAAAUUGCUUUGGAAUGAGGAAAUGCAUUAUCUUCCAAUAUUUUGGGGAGGGGGCAAGGGUAGAACUCUGAAACCAUCAUGAGGAAUUACCUCCCAACAAAUUUCUCUCUUUUGAGGCUGCUUUGUUUGGUUGAUGUAAGAGUAUAUACAUAAAAUCUGAAUGAGA